This is a messenger RNA of Tachysurus fulvidraco (yellow catfish), 2173 nucleotides long. RefSeq names its product paralemmin-1-like. The transcript has 7 exons. NCBI's taxonomy places the organism in Eukaryota, Metazoa, Chordata, Actinopteri, Siluriformes, Bagridae. The record is from RefSeq and is a predicted model, not a curated record. The coding region runs from base 158 to 1465 and encodes 435 amino acids.
GCCGUCACUCCUGUUAAAAGUUAAGGACGUCGCGUCCUGCCCUCAUUCAGGUAAACUGGUUUUAAAAUUAAUUUCGGUUACUUCGAGUGCUUUACGACAUAUUUGCUCCUCUCUUCAUCAAAACCUGGAGUUAUAGCUCGCACACGGCAGGCUCGGAAUGGAUGAGGCAGAAAAGUAUCAGCAGAGGCUGCAGGCCAUUGCAGAAAAAAGGCGUGUGCAGGAAGAGGAGGAGAAAGUCAGGAGGGAGAUGGACAAUGAGUCACUGAAACAUGCUCAACACAAGAGGAAGUAUCUGAGAGAGCAGUGGCUGAUGGAAGCAACCCCCAGCACUCCUGAGGAUCCUAACCUGCAGUCCGUAAUUCCUACUUUGCAGUCAACAGAGCAGAGUGCAGAAAACUCAGAGAGCCAGAUGAAGAAAGAAGUGGAAAAGACUGAGGUCAUAAAUGACAACUCUUCACAGAUUGGGGAGAAUAAGCCUUUAAUCCUUUUUGCAGACAACCCAGAGAAGCCUACGCAGGCCUACCUGAGAGAGGACGAGAGAAAUGUGCUUGGGGUGUUGGAGGUUGAAGCGGAGAGAAACCCGGUUUCAGAAGCAGCCCAGGAGGAUACAGAGGAAAAGAGAACAGCAAAAACAGAAGAGCAAGAGACUGAGCAGUUAGCCAUGGAUGCAGUAGAACCUGUGGAUCUACCCCACCAUUCAUUACCAUUAGAUGAGGCCAAUUUUUCUUUAGCUGUUAAAAAAACUGAGCUAAUUAUGGCAGAAGAUAAUGCUGAUGAUGAAGAAUGGGAGAUGGUGAAUUGUGGUCCAGAAGAAGAUCUGGACCUUGUGCUGACAUCUGACUUGAUACAGGUUCAGUCAGACACAGGCUUAGAACAAAAAUGUGAUGAUACUAUUCUGAAGGUGGAGCAGGUCUUCAUCAUGGACGAAGAAGAGGAUGUAGAGGUCGGUACAGCUGAGGUGCUGAGCCUUGUGGUGUCUGAGAUGAAGUCUGAUCUUGAAGACACAUCCUGUGAAAAACAGACUCUUUAUUUAGAAAAGAAAGCACAUGCGAGCACAUCUGCCCCUCUGAAGGAGCUGAGUAGUGUGUCAGCUAUCAUCUCUGAAGAGUCUUCAGUAGAAUGUAAACAGAAUAUGCCACACCUUCCAGCACAUACAGCACAUGCUUCGGGAGAAAUUCUUAGAGCUAAUACUGAAUACAAAGAGGACCAAGGUCUACCUACAAGCAGGGUAGUAAAAGUUGAAUGGAAGGACGCAUCAGGUCCUGAAGACGAAGUGCAUCAUUAUAUCCCAUUAGAUAGAGAAAGAGAGAAAUCUCCAGCCUUGAAGAAGGGGAAGAUAGUUGCACAUGGCACUGAGCCAGAGUCAGAAAUACAAAUACUGAUGCCUUGCAGUGAAACUCCAAAGAGAGCUGAAACUGUCACCUCAACAAAAAGAAAGACUUGCCACUGUUGCACCAUCAUGUAAGCAAGCAUUCACACGAGUAGCUUAUGUUUUCUAUUUUAUUAGAUUUCCCAUCUUAGUUUCCCUACUUCACUGUGUAUUCUGAUUAUAUUGUGUGAGAACAGUUUUCUUCCAUCUUCAAUAAUCGGCGUGUUGGGAGGUAAAUAUCCCAAAAAUAUCUGCGUAGAGAUGUGUGCUUUUUACAGUUAGCUUUGUUGCCCCCUGCUGGACAGACUUUGUAUUGAAACAUGAAUUCUAAAGUUGACAAGCAAGUUUAUUCUUCAUCACCAUCAUCCUCUGGAUCAACCGUAGCAUGUUAAAAUAUUUACUGAACAUGAGUGAAUGGCAAAAAAGUUUAUAUUGAAUUGUAAACUAAUUGUUUUUCUUUUGUUAUCGGUACCAGUGUAAACACAUAUACAUGAGUUGUCAUAUCUGUGAUAUAAAAUAUAUCAGAUCUGUUGUGAAGUUUGCCAAAGCAAAUCUGUGCCAAACAUAUCUUAGUAUUAUGUAAGGGCAUUGUGUAAUGUGACAUGAGACAUAGAGAAUAUGUGCAAAGUUGCCUUUAUUAUAUUAUUGCUCGAAUGUUAAACUAAAUAAUAUGGUGUUUAAUAUGGUUAGAUAUGGCAUAUAUCUUGUUACUGUUUAUAUUUUUCUCUGUCCUUUGUAUCUCUGUAUGAAAGACCUGUUUUUCUGAUAUCACCAGUGACAGAUAUUAAAUCCUUGUUUUAUUUA